AUGAAGAUACAACCAAGAACAAAGGGAGAAUGGGAAGAUAUGAUAUUUUUCAAAUCAAUUUGGGAAAUUGACAUUUCCGUGACAAUUGCCUCGAUAAGGACGCGUGCCUACAAAACUGUCCGAAGUGUGAAGAUCAAGACGGAGAUUCUCGACGAGAUCGAGGAUUUCUCGGCGAACGAUGAGCUGGAGCCCGUCGAGAUCGACGGGAAAGGGGAGACCCACGGCGGGGCGGGCAAAGCGGUCGGCCGCUGGUUGCCGAAAACGGAAGCCGCCAUGCCGGAUGAAUACGUCGACUUUGAGGAGUACAUCGUGGCGCUGACGAGCGGAAAGCGGCUGCUCUGCAGCGUCUGCAGAAUCGAGUUUCCGGACGAGGCCGGCUUCAAGACACACAUGGUCGGCCACAGCCACGGGAAACUAUUCCAAUGUGGCUUCUGUCGGAAACAGUUUUCGCGAGCGUCUGCCUUGAAAGAUCAUCUACACCUGCACGAGACCUUCAAGGCGUUCUCCUGCAGCCACUGCAAUUUUCGGUUUCAGAAUAAGGAUGAAUUGAAGAGUCACAAAGCGGAGCUACAUUCGGAGCGCAGGCCGUUCGAGUGCAGCGUCUGCAAGAAGAAGCUGCUGCACCGACAGUCGCUGCGCGAUCACAAGCUGAUGCACACGAACGUGAAGCCGUUCGAAUGCUCGAUCUGCAAGAAGAGGUUCCUGCGGCUGAGCAGCCUGAGGGCCCACAUGAUCGUUCACACCGCCGACCUGCCGUUCCAGUGUGACCUCUGCCCUGCGAAGUUCAAACGCGCGUCGGUCCUGAAGACCCACAAACUGACGCACACCGGCGAGAGAAGGUUCGAGUGCGACAUCUGCAAGCGUCGUUUCCACUUGAAAGGCGCUCUGAAACACCAUAUCCUCUCGCACUACGGUGUCCGGCCCUAUAAGUGCGAGGACUGCGGCAAGUGUUACAGAAGGUCCUGGGGCCUAAAGGUGCACAGCUACCGGCACACAGGUGUGAAACGGUUCGAGUGCGACCUCUGCAAGCUGCGCUUCAGCGUGAAGACCAAGCUCGCGAAGCACAUUUACGGGCACAUCGGCGAGAAACCGUACAAAUGUGGCUUCUGCGGCCGCCAAUACGGGGAAAGGUACCAGCUCAAAGCUCACAAAUGUGGCGCAGCAGUUCGGAACGCGUCGAAAACGAAGAUCGAGCAUCGCUUAGCGGAGUCAGCCUCUCAAAUCCGAUUCUACCGACCGAAAUUAUUGAUUCCUGCGAUGAGAAUCGGCAAUAAUAUUAUUGGUACUUGA
Nomia melanderi (Alkali bee) is the source of this 1290-nucleotide messenger RNA. The record is from RefSeq and is a predicted model, not a curated record. NCBI's taxonomy places the organism in Eukaryota, Metazoa, Arthropoda, Insecta, Hymenoptera, Halictidae.